UACCAAAGAAAAAAAAAAAGAGAGAGAAGUUAAGCGUGAUUCAUACAUGUUUCAGAGACAAUGGAACACUGGUUAUGCACACUCCUCUGUUCCCUCUUUGUCGUCUUCUUCCUCAACUCUCUCUCCGCUCUAUUCUUCUCCGGUAAACCCAACAAGAGGUUGCCGCCGGGGCCCUUUACCGUUCCGUUGAUCGAAAACAUCCCAUGGCUGCGACGCUCCUUCAACCUGGAACCCAUUCUCCGGGACCUCAAAGCCAAGUACGGUCCUAUCAUCACCCACCGACCCGGCGCUCGCCCGGAGAUAUUCAUCGCCAACCAUUCUCUCGCUCAUCAAGCUCUUGUCCAGAACGGCGCCGUUUUCUCCGAUCGGCCGAGGUCGGUGCCUGUGAUUAGGCUGCUCAGUAGUAAUCAGCGUAAUAUCAGCUCCGCCGCUUACGGCCCUACCUGGCGCCUUCUCCGCCGGAAUCUUACGUCGGAGAUUCUCCACCCUUCCCGGAUUAAGUCUUACUCGAACGCCCGGCAAUGGGUUCUCGGAGUUCUUGUCAGAAAACUCCAAAACGACAGCUCUGAGUCGGGCGUUAAGGUAAUUGAUCAUUUCCAGUACGCCAUGUUCUGCUUGCUGGUGUUGAUGUGCUUUGGAGAAAAGCUGGAAGAACAGCAGAUUAGACAAAUCGAGGAGUCACUGAGAAAAAUCGUUCUCUGUUAUUCCAGAUUCAAUAUCCUAAAUUCCUGGCCUACAAUCGGGAAGGUUCUGUUCUGGAAUCGCUGGAAAGAAUUGAAAGAGCUAGCCCGUGAUCGUGAAAACACUCUAACCCCUUUCAUCAAAGCUCGAAUCGAGGCCAAAGAACGAGCAAUUGGGGAGAGAAAAAACGAAGAUGAUUCUGCUCUGUUUGGGUUGGCUUAUGUAGACACACCGAUAAAACUAGAGUUGCCGGAGGAGAAACGGAAGCUGAGCUAUGGCGAAAUGGCGACCCUAUGUGGGGAAUUUCUCAACGCCGGCACGGAUACAACCUCCACUGCGCUGCAAUGGAUCAUGGCGAAUUUAGUGAAGCACCCAUCUAUUCAAGCAAAACUCUAUGAGGAAAUCCUGGGAGUAAUCGAAACACCUGAGGAGGAGGGCGUGAAAGAGGAGGAUUUGCAGAGAAUGCCAUACUUAAAAGCGGUGGUUUUGGAAGGGCUGAGACGCCACCCUCCCGUCCAUUUUCUGCAGCCACAUUUGGUAACAGAGGAAGUUGAACUGGAAGGCUAUGUGAUCCCCAAGAAUUCAGUGAUUAAUUUCGCGGUGGCUGAACUGGGACGGGAUCCAACGGUUUGGGAGGAUCCAAUGGAGUUUAAGCCCGAGAGAUUCUUGUCUGGAGAAGCGCUUGAUCUAAGUGGAAACAGAGAAAUCAAAAUGAUGCCUUUUGGUGCAGGGAGGAGAAUUUGUCCAGGCUUGGCUUUGUCUGUGCUGCAUUUAGAGUAUUUUGUGGCUAAUCUAGUUUGGUUCUUGGAAUGGAAGGGUGUUGAAGGAGAUGAUGUUGAUCUUGCAGAGAAGCUAGUGUUCUCCACUGUCAUGAAACAUCCUCUCCGCGCCCAUCUCUACCCGCGAAAAUAAAACUCAUUUCAAGCUGGUAAUUCUGCUGAUUAAGUUAUCAUCAAACUCAUUCUCAAAAAAAAACAAAACAAAACAAAAACAAAAAAAGUUAUCAUCAACUCUUGUUUUUCUCUGUAGAUGCUUUUGUUUUUCUCUGCAGAUCCAAUGGAUGGCUGCUGAUUAAAGUUGCUAGUUUCAACACGUGCAUUUUUUAUUUGGGGAAGCUCGCCGUCCCUACUAAAAAAUGCAUUAAUAAAUUAGACUAAGUUAUUCGUAGCCGUCUGGCUCAAAAUUGGAACCUCAUGUUACCAAUGCAAUUGUCUGAUUGAACUUAGAUAAGUUUAAUUCUUGUU
Molecule: messenger RNA, 1925 nt
Organism: Ipomoea triloba (trilobed morning glory)
Lineage: Eukaryota; Viridiplantae; Streptophyta; Magnoliopsida; Solanales; Convolvulaceae
Product: cytochrome P450 89A2-like
Exons: 2
Coding region: 61-1593 (510 amino acids)
Cellular component (GO): membrane
Molecular function (GO): iron ion binding; heme binding; oxidoreductase activity, acting on paired donors, with incorporation or reduction of molecular oxygen, NAD(P)H as one donor, and incorporation of one atom of oxygen
Source: RefSeq, a predicted model, not a curated record